AUGAAUGGCAGGAAAAUGCGUGCUCAGAAACAGCCCCAUCUCGAGGACAUGCUUUUCCUUGAUGCCGAUGAGUGCUCUGCUAUCUCAUACCUCCAGGACGGGGUGCCCCAUGCAGGCACACCGUUCAGCCGCCGCUACCUCUUCUUGUGCCUGGUUCAUCUGCCCGGACAACCGCCCUCUUGGGACCACGGAGCGGGAUCCAUUCCUCAAGAUCCAGAUCCGCAGUUUGGCACCCAUCUCGAGGGCGUUGGCCUCCGUCGCUGGCGAUGCUCUCAGGCCAGCAUCGUUACCGCCGGGAUCAUCCGGCUGUCAGUGCUUUUCCCCUACUAA
This is a messenger RNA of Colletotrichum orchidophilum, 330 nucleotides long. RefSeq lists its product as uncharacterized. The transcript has 2 exons. The coding region runs from base 1 to 330 and encodes 109 amino acids. NCBI's taxonomy places the organism in Eukaryota, Fungi, Ascomycota, Sordariomycetes, Glomerellales, Glomerellaceae. The record is from RefSeq and is a predicted model, not a curated record.